AUGGCACCGACACAUGUGCUGGUCACCGGUGGCUCAGGCUUUCUGGGGCGAGCCAUCGUGAAAGCCCUCCUGGACCGUCACGCAGACUGGACCAUUACCGUUCUGGAUCUUCAUGUCCCACCGAAAGAUGUACUGGAUCGGGUCUCCAGCUUCAUACAGGCCGAUAUCACUUCACCCUCCAGCGUGAAUGAUGCUUUCUUGCACAUUCGGCCAGACCUGGUCAUGCACUGUGCUGGCAUUGUUCCAGCAAGACGACAUCGAUACAGCACCAAUCAGAAGCAGUGGCAUAAGGUCAAGACGAUUAACUAUGAAGGCACCAAGAACGUUUUGAAUGCAACCUUGGCCAGUGGCUGUCGCAAGUUUGUCUAUACCAGCAGUUGCACUGUGGUAAUCGACGACUUGGCUCACGAUUACUUCAACAUGAAUGAGAAGACGCCUCUUGGUUACGCCACACUACAUUACGGCAAGUCAAAAGGCAUGGCAGAGCAGUACGUUUUGUCGUCAGAGCAUGCCGAGAAGGGACUCGAAGCUUGCGCUCUACGGCCUUGCACUAUUAUAGGGCCAGGCGAUAUCGCCGUCAUCAGCUUGAUUCAUGACCUGAUUGCCAAAGGCGAGACCUAUUUCAUAAUUGGAGAUGGAGAUAACCUUUACGAUUUUAUGUACAUUGACAAUGCGGUCGAUGCUCAUAUCUUGGCUAUAGAGAACAUGUUGACUACCGCCACUGCCGCCGGACAGGCAUUCUUUAUCUCGAAUCAGGAGCCGGUAUACUUCUGGGACUUCUUUGCCUACAUUUGGGCUCAAUUCGGACAUGUCCCUCGAUUCAGGGUCAGAAUCCCCAUGGCAGUGGCUUGGGUUGCCGGGGUGGCUGCCGAAGUGAUUACUUACUUCACCGGAGCAGCUCCGACUGUCGAUCGAGGGAGCGUGUGGGAUGCUGUGCGGACUCACUACUCCGAUAACAGCAGAGCGAGGGAGAUACUGGGCUAUGAACCGAAGAUAGGGCUUGCUGAAGGUGUCAGAAGGAGCUGUGAGGUAGGUAUAGUGAGGUGA
Molecule: messenger RNA, 1047 nt
Organism: Zasmidium cellare ATCC 36951
Lineage: Eukaryota; Fungi; Ascomycota; Dothideomycetes; Mycosphaerellales; Mycosphaerellaceae
Exons: 1
Coding region: 1-1047 (348 amino acids)
Biological process (GO): steroid biosynthetic process
Molecular function (GO): 3-beta-hydroxy-Delta5-steroid dehydrogenase (NAD+) activity
Source: RefSeq, a predicted model, not a curated record